GCAGAAUUCUGUGCGCAGUGUUAGUCAAGAGUGGUAACAUUUUUUUUUAGAAAAAUAAAUCUUAAAGUGCUGGUUUAAAAAUGCUGAGACGUGGCUUAAAAAAUUUACAACAAAUUGGUCGAAGCUAUAGCAAUCAAGUUAAUGUUGGUACUUCACCAGAAAGGCAACAACAGUUGGCUUUAAUGAAUGAUUCUUGCAUGCUUGUUAAUGCAAAUGAUAAAGUGAUUGGAAAAGCUAGCAAAUCGGAUUGCCAUCUUGUAGAUACGUAUGGAAAAGUUAAACUUCACAGGGGUUUUAGUGUCUACUUAUUUAAUUCACAAGGAGAUUUGGUGAUCCAUCGUCGCUCCAAGCAUAAGAUUACAUACCCCAGCUUUGUUACAAAUACAUGCUGCUCUCAUCCCUUGCAUGAUAUCGAAGAAGAAAGGGAAGAAAAGGAUGCAAUUGGCGUUCGAAAAGCAGCUCGCAGACAACUAAAUCGUGAACUUGGAAUACCGCUCGAUCAAAUUAAACUUGAGGAUUUAAACUACGUAAUGCGACUUUACUAUCAUGAUGCCGGAAAUGAUAUCUGGGGAGAGCAUGAGAUUGCUUAUAUGUUUGUCAUGCAGAAAGAUGUAGAUAUUAAACCAAAUCCCUCAGAGAUAGAUGAAAUUUAUUAUAUAAAGCGAGAGAAUUAUCACAGAGAUAUACUAGAAAUGGAUGCUCCUCUGACACCUUGGUUUGCUCUUAUACUAAAACACAGACUGGCGAAUUGGUGGGACAACCUUGGUAAUCUAGAAAAAUGCACGGAUCAUUCAAUUCAAAGUUUCUAUCCAAAGUAGAGUUUGAACUCGAUUGCUAAUUCUUGAUAGGAGCUGCAAUUCAACUAAACGAUCUGGGUGGCAAAAAAUGGGGCUGGGUAAAUUCGGGGAAAAGGUUUUACUUUACAGGCUUUACAUAAUUUAUAUAUAUGUAUGAAGAAAAGGUGCAUUAUGAAACAAAGAUACAAAUAAAUAAUUAAUGGAA
This is a messenger RNA of Lutzomyia longipalpis, 1002 nucleotides long. Its product is annotated as isopentenyl-diphosphate Delta-isomerase 1-like. Gene Ontology annotation, molecular function: isopentenyl-diphosphate delta-isomerase activity. Gene Ontology annotation, biological process: isopentenyl diphosphate biosynthetic process; isoprenoid biosynthetic process. The record is from RefSeq and is a predicted model, not a curated record. Gene Ontology annotation, cellular component: cytoplasm. The transcript is spliced from 3 exons. Lineage: Eukaryota; Metazoa; Arthropoda; Insecta; Diptera; Psychodidae. Bases 81 to 818 code for a protein of 245 amino acids.